Morus notabilis is the source of this 1556-nucleotide messenger RNA. RefSeq names its product chalcone synthase. Bases 115 to 1296 code for a protein of 393 amino acids. The record is from RefSeq and is a predicted model, not a curated record. NCBI's taxonomy places the organism in Eukaryota, Viridiplantae, Streptophyta, Magnoliopsida, Rosales, Moraceae. Gene Ontology annotation, molecular function: acyltransferase activity, transferring groups other than amino-acyl groups. Gene Ontology annotation, biological process: polyketide biosynthetic process. The transcript is spliced from 2 exons.
AUAUCUAAGGCUCAAAGCUAUAUACAUAUAUAUAUAAGUAUCAUUUUUAUAUAUAAUCCCUGAAUUACGCAUCUAGCAAAGUCCAAUUACAUAAAUUAUUAAUUAUAAUAAUUAAUGAGCAUGACGCCCUCCGUCCAUGAAAUCCGAAAGGCGCAGCGGUCUGAGGGUCCGGCCACUGUGCUCUCCAUCGGCACCGCCACUCCGACCAACUUCGUCUCACAGGCUGAUUAUCCUGACUACUACUUCCGCAUCACCAACAGCGAUCACAUGACUGACCUCAAGGACAAGUUCAAACGCAUGUGUGAGAAAUCAAUGAUAACGAAGCGUCAUAUGUACUUGACGGAAGAAAUCCUAAAGGAAAAUCCAAAAAUGUGCGAGUACAUGGCUCCGUCGUUAGACGCACGUCAAGACAUAGUGGUGGUGGAAGUUCCAAAGCUAGGGAAGGAGGCGGCGGCAAAAGCCAUAAAGGAGUGGGGGCAGCCUAAGUCAAAGAUCACCCACCUCAUCUUCUGCACAACCUCCGGCGUCGACAUGCCCGGCGCCGACUACCAGCUAACCAAGCUCCUCGGCCUCCGUCCCUCCGUCAAGCGCUUCAUGAUGUACCAGCAGGGCUGCUUCGCCGGCGGCACGGUCCUCCGCCUCGCCAAGGACCUGGCCGAGAACAACAAGGGCGCACGCGUUCUUGUCGUCUGCUCUGAGAUCACCGCUGUCACAUUCCGCGGGCCCUCCCACACCCACCUGGACUCCUUGGUAGGGCAGGCUCUGUUUGGUGACGGCGCCGCCGCAGUGAUCGUAGGCGCAGACCCCGACACGUCGGUGGAAAGGCCGAUCUUCGAGCUGGUGUCGGCGGCACAGACGAUUCUUCCAGACUCGGAGGGCGCUAUAGACGGGCAUUUGAGGGAAGUGGGGCUGACGUUUCAUCUCCUUAAAGACGUACCUGGGCUGAUAUCAAAGAACAUAGAGAAGAGUCUGGUGGAGGCAUUCACUCCGAUCGGCAUCAGCGACUGGAAUUCGAUAUUCUGGAUAGCGCACCCGGGAGGGCCAGCGAUUCUUGAUCAGGUGGAGACAAAGCUGGGGCUGAAGCAGGAGAAGCUGAGUGCGACACGCCAUGUUCUGAGUGAGUACGGGAACAUGUCCAGCGCCUGCGUCCUCUUCAUAUUAGAUGAGAUGAGGAAGAAAUCGGUGGAGGAAGGAAAGGCCACCACCGGCGAAGGCCUCGAGUGGGGCGUCCUUUUCGGCUUCGGUCCCGGCUUGACCGUCGAGACGGUCGUGCUGCACAGCCUUCCCGCUGUCUAAAUCAAAAUUAAUAUAUAUGUAUGUAUGUGACAUGAGAUGUCGCGCGCUUUAAUUAAGAGGAUGUGGGAUCGGCCGGACCAUUCGUUGCUGUUGUUUUUUCCUUUUUUUUUUUUUGUUUGAACCAUGGGUGCUGUCGUUUUCUGUCUCCCAAAGAAUACCCCAAGAAAUCUAGUAUAUACUAAAAUAUGUGAUCACCUCUCUCAGCUGUUUGUUUAAAUAUGAUCAAUUUAUUAUGCUAUAUAUGUGUAAUGCAUUUGUCU